Molecule: messenger RNA, 2118 nt
Organism: Rhincodon typus (whale shark)
Lineage: Eukaryota; Metazoa; Chordata; Chondrichthyes; Orectolobiformes; Rhincodontidae
Product: P2Y purinoceptor 1-like
Exons: 3
Coding region: 397-1482 (361 amino acids)
Biological process (GO): phospholipase C-activating G protein-coupled receptor signaling pathway; relaxation of muscle; platelet activation
Cellular component (GO): plasma membrane
Molecular function (GO): G protein-coupled ADP receptor activity; ATP binding; G protein-coupled ATP receptor activity
Source: RefSeq, a predicted model, not a curated record
CCAGCAGAGAGAGAGCUGAGGAGGCAGAACUGAGUUUAGAGUGUGUGACUGUUUCAAUCAAUCCCCCUUCUUUUAAAAAAAAAGCGUGAGAUCUGUGGGGAAGAGCCGGACUGUCAAUGAAAGAGGUUAAAAGAACAAAAUGAAGAGGAAAAAUAAAUCCGGUUGACCCUGGUGUUCCUACCUUUAGCCCCUCACACACACGCUCCUGGAGGAUCUUAAAGCAUGGGACUGUGCCCCGGAGCUGCUAUUAGAUGUUAAAUGUUCGGCAAUAUGUGAUGCUGACUACAUCAAUUAGCAUCCUUGAGGACCCAUGGAGAAUUUGCCUGAUCCUGGAUAUUCUUGACGAUGGUUAUGUUCUGUUUCUUGAAGGGAGGCACACCAUUCUGUUGAUGCCAAAUGGAAGACCUUGAGUUGGAUACAAUGCAGGAGGCGUUAUCAAAUUUUUCAAAUUUGACCAGUGACCUGACUGCUAGCAUCAACAAAACCUGCUCCUUGAACAAGGGCUUCCAGUUUUACUAUCUGCCCAUCAUGUACAUUAUCGUGUUUGUAACUGGAUUCAUUGGAAACAGUGUUGCUCUCUGGAUGUUCAUCUUUCACAUGAGGCCUUGGAGUAGCAUCACCGUUUACAUGUUUAACCUCGUCCUGGCUGACCUCUUCUACGUCUUCUCUCUGCCCGUUUUAAUAUUUUACUAUUUCAACAAGACUGACUGGAUCUUCGGAGAGACACUGUGCAAACUGCAGAGGUUCAUUUUCCACGUUAACCUCUACGGGAGCAUCUUGUUUCUGACCUGCAUCAGUGUCCACAGGUACACGGGCGUGGUGCACCCCAUGAAAUCACUGGGCAGGUUGAAGAAAAAAUCGGCCACUAUUGUGUGCGUGUGCGUGUGGGUUGUGGUCAUGGCUGGGAUCUCCCCAAUACUGUACUUCUCCCGAACCGGGCCAAGGAAAAAUAAAACAAUUACAUGUUAUGACACAACGUCCAGAGAGCUCCUGGGCACUUAUUUCAUAUACAGCAUGCUGACUACGUUCUUUGGUUUCUGCAUUCCCUUCGCCACUAUUCUAGUCUGUUAUGGAUUUAUCGUGAAGGCCUUAAUAUCUAACAACAUGAGGACACCUCUCCGGGGCAAGUCUGUGCGUCUCGUCAUCAUCGUGUUGGCCGUCUUUGCCAUCUCCUAUCUCCCCUUCCAUGUGAUGAAGAAUCUAAACCUACAGUCCAGACUCUAUUACCAGGGGCCAGAGACAUGCGAGUGGAACAAGAGGGUCUACGCCACUUAUCAAGUGACCCGGGGGCUUGCCAGCCUCAAUAGCUGUGUGGACCCUAUCUUAUACUUUCUGGCAGGAGACACUUUCAGGAGGAGGUUCACUACUGCGGCCAGUAGGUUCAUGUCUAAGCGAGGAGAGACCAACCUACAGUUUCGGAGUGAAGACAGUCCACUUCAUGCUGUGUCGAGCAUUUCACAAAACGGUGACACUUCUCUCUGAACUUUGUAUUAGCGAAUUUUGCAACAUUUCUUUUUAGGUUUUUUGGAGGUACGUUAAGAAUUGUGUUCAUGAGAUCGGUCUCAAUUUAAAGCUUUGAUCUAAUAUAGGAAACAAUGGAGAGUAAAGCGCCCAGCAUUUAUAAAUUCAAGCGUACUGUGCAUAGUUAACUGUUUAUCUUCUGAAUCUAUCACCAUUUGAGUAUUGCUGUCAAAAGACAAGUUUUGUUGAAGUUUCCCACCUUGCACUCAGGAGCACUAAAUCGAUCACAGUUGAAUCUGAAAUUUUUAAUUUCAGAAAAGGAAGUUUUCUUCCAUGGCUUGAAAAGAGAUUUGUUUUGUCCCUCGAUGCUUUUCCUGUGCCCACCUGGGAAGUUCAGCAACCUCAUACUAUUCUCAACUCCACACAGAGGAAGCAUAGAAGAGUAGACCUACACUGAGUGUCCUCAUAGGGUAGUUGCUCUCUGCUGCUUACAGCGCCUCCCUGUGAUGACUUGGUAGAGAUCUGGAAUGCAACCUGUCCAAGUGAAUGUGCCUCAAGCUCGAUUGAUUGUUUGAUUGAUUUUAUUGUCACGUGUACCGAAAUACAGUGAAAAGCUUUGUUUAAGAGUGGUACGGGCAGAUCACAGCAAGCAAAGGA